AUGGCGUCCACGGCGCACACAACCGGUGCCAAUGGCAAUGCCGAAGAGCUCAGGAGGAGAAAUGUUGCACAACCUACUGGACCUUACGCAGCGAAGGCUCCAGAGACGGAGAAGUCAAAGGAAAAGCCCUUCACCGUUUUGGGUGCUAUAGAUGACUACGAAUUCAUCUGGGCACCGAUACUUUUCACCGCCCUUGCCUUCUUCACGCGCAUGUGGAAGAUUGGCUUGUCUCCCAUCGUUACGUGGGACGAAGCUCAUUUCGGUAAAUUCGGUUCGCAUUACCUCAAGCGCGAGUUCUACUUCGAUGUCCACCCCCCGCUAGGAAAGAUGUUGGUUGGAUUGUCCGGGUACCUCGCUGGUUACAAUGGUUCUUUUGAGUUCAAGUCUGGCGAGACAUACCCACCGGAGCUGAACUACACUUUCAUGCGUGUUUUCAACGCCUGCUUCGGUGCUCUAUGCGUUCCCGUAGCCUACUUCACCGCAAAGGAGCUCAACUUCCGUAGGCCUACCGUCUGGCUCGUCACUAUCAUGGUACUCUUCGAGAACUCGUACACCACCAUCAGCAGGUUCAUUCUUUUGGAUUCGAUGCUGCUCCUCUUCACAUUCACCACCGUUCUGUGCUGGGCCAAGUUCCACCGCCUCCAGCAUGACCCAUUCUCGCCUGAGUGGGGAUUGUGGUUGAUGUUGACUGGUGUCUCCAUCGGUUGCGUCUGCAGUGUCAAAUGGGUCGGCUUUUUCGUUACUGCUUUGGUUGGUCUCUACACCAUUGAAGAUCUGUGGAACAAAUUUGGCAACUUGAAGAUGCCCAAGGUUGAAUUGGCCACACAUGUGGGAUUCCGUGUGUUUGGCUUGAUCGUCAUCCCCCUCGCCGUCUACAUGUUCUCUUUCUUCCUUCACUUCCUCAUCUUGGAGAACAGCGGUCCCGGAGACGCGCAGAUGAGCUCCCUCUUCCAGGCGAACCUUCGUGGUACUGAGGUUGGUAAGGACAGCCCUCUUGAGAUUGCGUUUGGUUCCCGCGCAACUUUGAAGAAUAUGGGUUACGGAGGUGGUUUGCUCCACUCUCAUCACCAGACUUUCCCGGAGGGCUCCCAGCAACAGCAGAUCACUUGCUACCACCACAAAGAUUCCAACAACGACUGGUUCUUCUACCCCAACCGUGGCGAGGCUGAUUACACCCCGGAGGAGGAGCUUCGCUUCCCAGGAAAUGGCGACACCAUCCGUUUGAUCCAUGCCCAAACUGGCCGCAAUCUUCACUCCCAUCAGAUCGCCGCUCCUGUGACCAAGGCCGACUACGAAGUUUCCUGCUACGGCAACACCACCGUUGGUGACACCAAGGAUCAUUGGAUCAUUGAAGUUGUUCGUGAUGCUGCUUCGAGGGAUUACUCCAAGAUUCGCACUCUUACCACUUCUUUCCGUUUGAGACAUGCCGAUCUUGGUUGCUACCUCCGCGCUGGCAACGUCAACUUGCCGCAAUGGGGUUUCAAGCAGAUUGAGACCACCUGUGUUAAGCAGAACAAGCCGCGUGAUGUCUACACUCACUGGAACGUGGAGAGCCACUGGAAUGAGAAGCUCCCUCCUGGCGACCCUGGCUCCUACAAGUCUCCUUUCUUCCAAGACUUUAUCCAUCUUAAUGUGGCCAUGAUGACUUCCAACAACGCUCUUGUCCCUGAUCCCGAUAAGCAAGACGAUCUUGCUUCCAGCUUCUGGCAAUGGCCUAUUUUGCACGUUGGUCUGCGUAUGUGCGGCUGGAAUGACGAUAUCGUCAAAUACUUCCUUCUCGGAAACCCAGCUGUUUACUGGGGAAGCACUGCCAGUCUGGGAAUUUUCGGUCUGAUCGUGCUCUGGUACCUCGUCCGAUGGCAACGUGGUUAUGACGAGUUGAAGCAGGCCGACAUCGAUCAGAUUCAUUACUCUGGUCUUUACCCCGUUAUCGGUUGGGUGCUUCACUACAUUCCAUUCGUCGCUAUGGGACGUGUUACCUAUGUUCACCAUUACUACCCCGCUCUCUAUUUCGCCAUCUUGACCGCCGGCUUCUGUAUCGAUUGGGCCACAAGGAAGCUCAACAAACAAGUCAACUGGAUCAUCUUCGGUGCUUUGUAUGUUCUUAUCAUUGGACUAUUCUGGCUGUUCCGCGCCCUCUGCUUUGGUAUGGAGGGAUCAAGCACACAAUGGCGCCACCUCAAAUGGUUCAGUUCCUGGAGGAUGACGGAUUAA
This is a messenger RNA of Aaosphaeria arxii CBS 175.79, 2214 nucleotides long. RefSeq names its product glycosyltransferase family 39 protein. The transcript has 6 exons. The coding region runs from base 1 to 2214 and encodes 737 amino acids. The record is from RefSeq and is a predicted model, not a curated record. NCBI's taxonomy places the organism in Eukaryota, Fungi, Ascomycota, Dothideomycetes, Pleosporales. Gene Ontology annotation, cellular component: endoplasmic reticulum; membrane. Gene Ontology annotation, molecular function: dolichyl-phosphate-mannose-protein mannosyltransferase activity. Gene Ontology annotation, biological process: protein O-linked glycosylation via mannose.